CCUCUGUGUGCUGGGAGGAACAGCCUUCUGCCCUCACGACCAAAGGGAAAGCAGUAGGUCAGGGGCUCCUCCAAGCCAACGGCAGAGCCUGUCACCCAUUCUGCAGGAAAGGUGAGCCCAGCAGGGGAAGGGAGUCGCCCGGGAGCAGGAGCCGUGACCAACCAGAAGGAGCUUGGCUCUGAGCGUGGGUACUGCCUGAGCACCUGCACUGCAGCGGCAUCACCAGGGGAAGCAUGGGAGGAAGGAAAAUGGCAAGAGAUGAAGAGAAUCCUUAUGGUUUCGACGACUACGGGCCCGCCCCGCAGGAACCCAGGCUGAGGCUCAUCCUGGCCGGGAAGACCGGAGCGGGCAAGAGCGCCACGGGCAACAGCAUCCUGGGCCAGCGGCGGUUCCCCUCCAGGCUCGCGUCCAGGUCCGUGACCAGGACCUGCGCGGUGGCCAGCCGGCGGUGGAACGGCUGGCACGUGGACGUCGUGGACACCCCGGACCUUUUCAGCUCCGAGGUGGACCAGACAGACCCGGCGUGCGCCGAGCGAGGCCGCUGCUACCUGCUGUCGGCGCCCGGGCCGCACGCCCUGCUGCUGGUGACCCAGCUGGGCCGCUUCACCGCCCAGGACCAGCAGGCCGUGCGCGCGCUGCGGGAGCUGUUCGGCGACCAGGUGCUGGCGCGCACCGUGCUCGUCUUCACGCGCAGGGAGGACCUGGCGGGCGGCUCGCUGCAGGACUUCCUGCGCGACACGGACAACCGCGCGCUGCGCCAGCUGGUGGCCGCGUGCGACGGCCGCGUGUGCGCCGUGGACAACCGCCCGGCGGGCGAGGAGCGCGAGGCGCAGGCUUGCGAGCUGCUGGCGCUGGUGGAGCGCCUGGUGCGCGCGCACGGGGGCGCCCCCUACACGAACGACGUGUACGGCCUGGCGCGCGCUCUGGGCGCCGCGGGCCCCGAGGAGCGGCUGGGCCGCCUGGUGGCCCGGCUCGCGGCACGCGCGCGGGGCCGGCGGGGGCGCGGGCUGCGGGCGGCUCUGCGCGGGUGGCGGCGCGCGCUGGGGGGCGCUUGGAGGCUGGCGGCGGCCGCGCUGCUGGGGGGCGCCGUGCUGCUCUGGCUGCUGUUCCCCAGGCCGCCGCCCCAGGGCCCCGCGGGGAGUGUGGGUCUUCAGAAUGCUGGGAACCUGGCAAGAAAAAUUGAGCAUUUGGCGCUGAAAGGGGUCAAAAAAGGAACUGGGCGGGGGCCUGGGCGCCCGGCGGGCUCCAAGAGGAAACGUCCCCUGCGGCAGCAGCUGCGCGCGCUCACGGGUCUCGGGGCGGCCGCCGCAGCCGCCGGGCCGCCCACCCGAGGGAGCAGCGCCCGCGGUCCGCGAUCCCCUUUGCAUUCUUCCCUGACGCCGGCUCUGGAAGCUCCGGCCUCAGCCGCGGCUCCUCCGUCACCGAAAAGAAUGGAAGGGCUUCAGAAGAGCAGAUACGGAACUAUGGCUGAAGGCAGUGUAGAAGAUUACUGGUUUGCCGCAUCAUCCUCAUUGAGGAUGGUCCUGGUGGGCAGGACAGGCAGCGGGAAGAGCGCCACAGGGAACAGCAUCCUCUGCCAGCCCGCGUUCGAGUCCAAGCUGGGGACCCAGUCCGUGACCAGCACGUGCCAGGGGGCAGCGGGCACGUGGAACGGGAGGGACAUCCUGCUGGUGGACACACCCUCCAUCUUUGAGGCGAAGGCCCAGCACCAAGAGAUGUACAGGGACAUCGGUCACUGCUACCUGCUCUUGGCCCCAGGGCCCCACGUGCUCCUGCUGGUGACCCAGCUGGGGCGCUUCACCGCCCAGGACACAGUGGCCGUGAGGAGGGUGAAGGAGGUCUUUGGGGCAGGGGCCAUGAGACACACGAUCGUCCUCUUCACCCACAAGGAGGACUUGGGGGCCGAGUCCCUGGACGACUACGUGGCCAACACGGACAACCUCAGCCUGAGGAGCCUGGUGCAGGAGUGCGGGCGGAGGUACUGCGCCUUCAACAACCGGGCCCGCGGGGAGGAGCAGCGGCAGCAGGUGGCCGAGCUGAUGGCCGUGGUGGAGAGUCUGCAGAGGGAGCUGGAGGGCGCCUGCCUGGGCAACGAGCUCUUCUUUGAUGCGCAGAUGCUCCAGCGAGGAGGCGGGGCCGGCGCGUGUGAGGAAGACCUCAGGCCCUACCUGGCCAAGGUGCGGCGGCAGGUGGAGAAGCAGAAGCGAGACCUGAGGGAGGCCCGGAGGGGCUGGGUGGCCAGGGUGCUGUGCAGGGUCAGGAACUGGAUGGCUUCUCAUAUUGGAAUAUCUGCUGCUCUUGCUGUAUGCAUUUUGAUUAUACUUGCUGUUUUAAUUAACUUGAGUUUUACUCACAAACAAUGAGCAUUUUCAGAUGAUUUUCACCAUCAGCUUUUGUUUUCAGUCACCCUCUCCGUGUUUAAGGUAUUUUAAUUUCUCUUCCUUGUGUCAGACCCAUCUUCAGGUUAAAGACAUUCUUUUUCAAUUCUUUAGAUAAAUAAACUCCAAAGGAAA
Messenger RNA from Manis pentadactyla (Chinese pangolin), 2513 nucleotides. RefSeq lists its product as uncharacterized. Bases 234 to 2363 code for a protein of 709 amino acids. Gene Ontology annotation, molecular function: GTP binding. The transcript has 6 exons. Lineage: Eukaryota; Metazoa; Chordata; Mammalia; Pholidota; Manidae. The record is from RefSeq and is a predicted model, not a curated record.